GUGAUGUAUUUUAUUGUACAAAAGCCCGUGGCUGUACAAGUCGUCGCGUAUCUCUACUGCGACAAGAAAUGUGUCUAAUUAUCAGGAACAGAGGAUGUAUUAUUCGGUGUAUGUAGCGAAGUAACGAGAACCUCUUAUACGUAGUAUAUAGAUGACAAUAAAAUAACUAUUCCGUUAUCGAGGACAUCCUGAAAAUAGUAUGUCUUCGGCAGGGAGGGAGACGAGAAUGUGUUGUGUUUGUGCAAAGUUAAUAAGUACGGGACGUUAACAGGCAUUGCCCCAGUCUUAAUUCUUGCGGCGAGUGACUAACUUGGGUGGUUAUUUAGUUUCUUACUUUGUUGUAAUCAAGUGUCAAUAAAUAGCGUAUACAUCGUGAUUCCUUGUUACGCAUUAUACGUGCAUCAUCUUUGUGUUGAAUAUCCGGAGAGAGAAAAAAGACGCCGAACAAGCAUCGACCAAGACGUGCGACCAGAAAUUUUUGAGCAAAAAAAUUGACGUAAGAAAGUACAAUCAUCGUCACUUGUGAAGAGACACUUGUGCAGACUCCGCACGGCGAGUUGCACUUGUUUUGUGCCGUAGGAGUAAAAUAAUAAUAGAACGGUACCCAUAAUCGUGUAACGCGUCGAAUCCUAGCCGUUGAAACGUAUAGCAUUAACAAGAGCGUAACAGAUGAUUUUAUUCGAUAUGCGACUUCAGGCUGACCACAUCUGUUAUCGCCGCGAGUUUAUUGCAAAUUGAUCGGCUAAUCAGCGGAAAAGAUUCAAGGCUCUUCAAUUAAAACAAAACCUUUCACUCGAGCAAUCAACGAUGGCCGCUACAUUCGACCAGUAUGACAAAUCCAGUUGGUAUUUUGGUACUAUGUCAAGGCAGGAUGCGACGGAUCUAUUGAUGAGUGAAAAAGAAAGUGGUGUAUUUUUGGUGCGAGACAGUACGACUAUCCAUGGAGAUUUUGUCCUAUGCGUUAGGGAGGAUAGUAAAGUUAGUCAUUAUAUUAUAAACAAAAUACAACAAGGAGAUCAGAUACGGUAUAGGAUUGGCGAUCAAAUGUUCCCUGACAUACCAAACCUUCUGGCUUUUUAUAAACUACAUUAUCUGGAUACAACGUCACUUAUCAGGCCUGCGUCUAGGAGGAUUCAAAAAGUUAUUGCCAAGUAUGACUUUGAAGGCAGUGAUUCCGAUGACUUACCAUUUAGAAAAGGUGAAAUACUGACGGUAAUAUCGAAGGAUGAGGAGCAGUGGUGGACAGCCAGGAACAGUGUGGGUCAAACAGGAUCUGUUCCAGUUCCAUACAUCCAGAAAUACGAGGAGGACAGUAUGACAUUGUUGGAGAAUAGUUCACGGCCUGAUUCUGGGGGUAGCUGUAGUUCGAAUUCGAAUUUACUUCAGCAACAGCAACAGACACAAUCCCAGUUACUUCUUCAAGAGACCGGACAAACCGGUAUACCAAGGCGAUCUAACAUUCAGAGAACUCUGCCUGCCUUUGCUAAGGUUAAACAAGCCAGAGUACCAAAUGCUUAUGAUAAAACGGCACUCAAGCUUGAGGUUGGUGACAUGAUUAAAGUUACUAAAACAAAUAUCAAUGGUCAGUGGGAGGGUGAAUUGCAUGGCAAGACUGGACACUUUCCUUUCACGCAUGUCGAAUUCGUCGACAGUGAGAAUGGCGACGGUAAUCAAGAGAUGUGAAACCAAGGUGCAGCAAAUGUGUAAUCAAUUUAGAAGGCUGCGUCGUAAGCACUUUUUUUUUCCCCCCCCUCUAUCAUCACCAUCGUCAUUCAUUGCUGUUUAUAUUAAUGCAGGAAAAAUAUUUGAGUCAUUUAUUACAUAAUAUUAGAAAAGCAAACAAAAAAUUUAAUCAAUCAUUUCUAUUCGUCCAUUCCAAUUUUGCAGUUUCGUAUAUAUUCUAUUUCAGUUUAUAUGAAUUGCAUAUCAAUAUUCGUGAAUUUUUUUAAAAUUAGGCGGUUCUUGAUAAUUCCAAUUAGUACUUGAUUUUAUGAAAGUGAACAGUUCUGCUGGACACUCGACAACGACGAUGAAAUUGCUGCGAAUGUAUUAGUAAUUUGAAUACAAGGUGAAGUACAUUUUUAAAAUCACAAAAAUCUACCAAAUUCAGCAGUAUCAGAAAUUGUUGUCAAUUUUUUUUUUAAAUCAACGAAACUUCCAAUUUAAACCUAUUUUGCUGAAAAAUAUUGUACAAACAUAAUAUACUUACGUAAAAUUAAUAUGUAGAUAGUUGAAGUUAGAAAGACCAAAUGCUCUACGCAAUCCGACAUUUUUAAAUAAAUGGCAUUUAAUUUGGGGUUCGACUAAUUUUUUUAUUCUGCUUUAAUCAACAAGUGAUUGUAUAGUUAUGUGCGAAAUAUCCCAUGCAUUAGUAUAGACAGUCUUUUGUUAGCCAUAAAUCGUGCCACUAAUACAUCAAGUCAGGGUUGUAGAACGUUCACUUGAAAAGUCUGAAUACCAAACCUUAACUUCUUUUCUUCACGAAGAUCUGCAUUCUAAUGACCAAAACAUUUUCAUAAAAAUAAUACGAACCAGAGGAAAGACAAAGCAAGAUUUCAUUUCAUUUUGCUAUUUUUGAUACCUCUAAAUUCUUCCUUACAUUCGUUCGUUACAACGCACAAAUUGAUGAAAUGUAUUUUCUAUUCAUAAUAUCCGAAGCUGGUAUUUUCACUCUUCAACAAUUUGUACAGGCGAUAACCCAAAAAUCUUCCAGUUAGUACGUGCAGUAUUAAUCAGAAAUAAGAAUAUAAGGAAAGAAUUGAAUAAAAGUACUGUGGUUGAAAUAACGGGAAAGGAAAUAUCUAAUAGCUGAAUGAUUCUAUUGCCACAUAUUUUUCGUACAUAUAUAAAAAAAAUAAUUAUAUAUAUAUAUAUAAUAUACAUACACAAAUAUAUGUAUAGUCUUGAAAAAAACACAAAUCUAAUCACAUUUGCAAUAAAUCUAUUUACCAAAGGACGUAUAUUGUCCGAUAAUUCAAAAUAAUCAUGCACAUACACGCAGAAAAAAUGUAUUGUUUUUUAUCUCAUUUAUACACAAUUAUCAUUAAUAAUGUGAUCAGCUUACGACGUAAGAAUUGUCUGAUAAGAUGUGAAGUUUCUUUUGAUCGAAACAUAUGUAUGUUUUGAUGACACAAAUAUUGUCAGUAACUUGGAAUGUAAAAUAGGCAGCACUGUGGGUGGAUUUUUUCUGUUUUUUUUUUUUUUAAAUUUAACUAUUUUUCCCAUUUUCGAUUCACCUGCAUUGGCAGAAUCACAGAAAAAGUCUGGCCAUAUUUUGUAUAGAUUAAAAAUAGUGUAUGACCGUGCCAUUGUGUAUACUAUUCGUCGUCUUUGGUGCUUAAGAUUUAUAAUUUGAAUUGUCACAACACCAUUUUAGAUGAUAAUAACAUUAUAAUAUGGCAUGUAUUUACCAAAUUUAUUAAAUAAUAUUUAGAUUACGUUUUACCAUACUUAUAAUAGGUAAAAAUUCUUGUAAUGUAUAGUAAUUAAAUGUUUAAACGUUAUAAGAUUAUUCGAUCUACAAUGCCGUCACGCAAUAAUAAACUAGACCGAUUUAUAAAUGCGCAAUAUGUUCAUAGAUGAUGAAUACCUGAAACCAAAAUGUCUGCAAGCCGUGAAAUUUAAAGAAAAAAAUAUACAUUUCUUAACAUCACAUGCAAACACUAAGGAAAGGAACAAAAUUACAAUCCUACAAAAAUCCUGACCAAAAGAAGAGACGAAUAAAAGUAAAAAUUGCGUUUCAGGUAUGUAUAAAAGACACGCAUAAUGUGUAUGUUAUUAGGGUAAAAGUAUGCCACAUACUUUUAUCUAUCGCUGUUCGCUUGGUAUGAUUAAAAAUUCCUUCAGCGCGUUUAAAUGUGUAGAGAACCGAACAUGAUCACUAUGACUGGGAAAUGUUUAUAAUAAAAGUGAUAUUUGUAUAUUUUUGUAACAUGCGCACAUACCUACCUAUGUAUAUUCAGGUUUCGUUAGUUAUUUUGGUUGAUAAUAGUAUACGGAGCAGAACACUCUUUUUUGAGCUGGUUAUUCGAUAAAUAAAAUAAAAUGCUUAGGAUGAAAACUAGAUAAAUAACAUAGAGAAUUAUGUAUGAGUAGAAUAAAAAAAAAAAAAAGAAGCCGCGGUAGGUAGCUAAUUAAGUAAUUGUAUUAUUAAUUUAUAAUAAAAUAAAAAAACAUGAUUUUAAAAUAAAAAGUAACAGUCAUUUUUAGCCAAGAACACCUACUCGGGAGAAAAAUCUACAAAUUUAAUGCAUUUCGAACAAUUGAAUUGUUACGUUAUAUAUAUUUUUUACCGCUUACAAAUAAUAUACAUAUAAAUACACACUACACAGUAGCUCUAAAUUCCUAGUUAUUAAAAUAAAGAUUUUUUUCUUUUACAGAACUGACUGCUAAAUACCGCCAAAUUCCCCAUUUAGGUAUCAAGUUAAGUUCGGCUAAUACAUACAAUAUAAAUAAUCGGAUCCUCAUUUUUUGUUUUGUACAAUUCAUUCCUUGAACAUCGAUCGUUAAAAAUUUGACUUGCGUUCAAUUUUAAACAUUGGUAAUUUAAUCAUCUUCUUUUUUGUUCAUUCAAGUUUCCUCUGUUAUAUCCUCUCCAUUUUCGCGUGA
Neodiprion fabricii is the source of this 4608-nucleotide messenger RNA. RefSeq names its product adapter molecule Crk (gene Crk). The transcript has 3 exons. The coding region runs from base 808 to 1683 and encodes 291 amino acids. The record is from RefSeq and is a predicted model, not a curated record. Lineage: Eukaryota; Metazoa; Arthropoda; Insecta; Hymenoptera; Diprionidae. Gene Ontology annotation, molecular function: protein binding.